Racocetra persica is the source of this 198-nucleotide messenger RNA. The record is from the annotation of a GenBank genome assembly. Lineage: Eukaryota; Fungi; Glomeromycota; Glomeromycetes; Diversisporales; Gigasporaceae.
CAUUUCGUGGAAUCACCGAUUAUGCACUUAAAAAAGCAAAAGAAAAAGGCACAUUUAGUCAAUAUAGUUACUUAGAAAUCGGAAAGCAAUUAUGCUAUUCUCAUUAUCUUGAGAUUAUUGAACCUGAUCGCCAUAAUGUAAAGAAAUUGCCAACCAAUAAUUUACAGGAUAAUGUCAUUACAAAAUCAUUAUCAUUUG